This is a messenger RNA of Jatropha curcas, 964 nucleotides long. Its product is annotated as protein BUD31 homolog 1. NCBI's taxonomy places the organism in Eukaryota, Viridiplantae, Streptophyta, Magnoliopsida, Malpighiales, Euphorbiaceae. Gene Ontology annotation, biological process: mRNA splicing, via spliceosome. Gene Ontology annotation, cellular component: spliceosomal complex; nucleus. The record is from RefSeq and is a predicted model, not a curated record.
UUUUUUUAGAUUAUAUAUAUACUUAUCACUGUACCGUAUCUUUAACGUGCAUAAUAGUUAGUAAAUUAAAUUUAUAGUAAUGAGGAAAAUUUAUUUGUUUAUUAAAAUCUCGUGUAGCUUGUAGUUUUCAAGUUUCAACCAAAAAGGCUGUUGCCUAUUCUGGUUUUACAUUAUCAUCAGUCUCCAUUCCUCGUCUCCUUACCUCUAUUCUCUAACAAAGCGACACGAAUUCAAUUACUACUCUCUUUCUCUUAAUCGCUCUGUUUCCAAUUCACACCAUCUUAAUUGUUCUGGAAAUUGCAUCCGAGUGUAGUUCAAUCACUAAACCCUAAUCUGUACGGAAAUUUUGUCAAUACUAUGCCUAAAGUGAGGACAAAUCGGGUCAAAUAUCCAGAUGGAUGGGAAUUGAUUGAGCCUACCCUUCGCGAGUUAGAUGCCAAAAUGAGGGAAGCUGAAAAUGAUCCACAUGAUGGUAAGAGAAAAUGUGAAGCUUUAUGGCCUAUUUUCAAAAUUGCCCAUCAAAGGAGCCGAUACAUUUUCGACCUUUAUUAUAAAAGGAAUGAAAUUUCUAAAGAGCUUUAUGAGUUCUGCUUGGAGCAAGGGUAUGGUGAUCAGAACCUCAUUGCAAAAUGGAAAAAGCCAGGAUAUGAGCGACUCUGCUGCCUACGCUGCAUACAGUCAAGGGAUCACAACUAUGGCACAACUUGUGUAUGCAGGGUUCCCAAGAAUCUAAGAGAGGAGAAGGUUGUUGAGUGCGUUCAUUGUGGCUGUGGGGGCUGUGCAAGUGGGGAUUGAUAGUUUAGAAUCCUCUGUUUACAUUACAAGUUUGCUCUUAUCUUAAACAUAUGUUGCAGUUGAUUUUAGGAUAUGACUAUCAUGAAUCGUGCUUUGUGUAUCACGGCCUAACUAUUUGACUGAAACUGAGAAUGGAUGAAGUCUGGUAGAGUUGACUAAAGUUUUUUUU